CCACAAAGCACUUCCAACAGCUCACCAUCACUCUUUUAUCAAUCCGUCGUCCUCUUCGUCUCCAUCGGUCUCCUCCACUCUCAUCGCCGGCGAUCUCGCUCAUCCCGCGGCGGCGUUCCAUGGCUGCUCCCACUGUGAAUCGAUGGCUGAGGCCUGAGGUUUAUCCUUUGUUUGGUGCUGUUGGGGUUGCUAUCGGGAUCUGUGGUUACCAGCUCUUCCGUAACCUUCGCAUCAAUCCUGAAGUGAGAAUUAACAAGGAAGGCAGAGCUGCCGGAGUGCUGGAGAACUUUGCUGAAGGGCAUAAAUACGCAGAACAUAGCUUGAGGAAAUUCGUCCGCAACAAAACCCCAGAAAUAAUGCCAUCAAUCAAUAAGUUCUUCACUGAUCCAAAAUGAAGCUCAGGACCCAUCUCAAUAAUUAUGUGAUGAAACCAUUGAUCAAUGCUUGCCUUGUGUUUUUAUUGAGUUGAAUCAAAACUCUUUGAAUGGAGUAUUUGAUAUGUUUGUGCUUUAGAAACGCUCAUAAGAGGUCUGCUGUUAACUCUUUAUUUUAGUCUUCAAUGCAUAAUGUCAAACUCUUCUUGAAUAAUUUCUUUGACUCUUUUGGAUUCACUC
Molecule: messenger RNA, 614 nt
Organism: Dioscorea cayenensis subsp. rotundata (Guinea yam)
Lineage: Eukaryota; Viridiplantae; Streptophyta; Magnoliopsida; Dioscoreales; Dioscoreaceae
Exons: 3
Coding region: 120-395 (91 amino acids)
Source: RefSeq, a predicted model, not a curated record